Messenger RNA from Peronospora matthiolae, 234 nucleotides. NCBI's taxonomy places the organism in Eukaryota, Oomycota, Peronosporomycetes, Peronosporales, Peronosporaceae. The record is from the annotation of a GenBank genome assembly.
AUGCCGAAUGUGGAGAUGGAGUCGGUGGGGUCGGACAUUUACCAACAUAUCCAUGAGGCGGCGGAAUACGACCCGGAUGAUCUAUGGAUGUCCGAACCACGGCGCCCUCAAGUAGCCGCGACCGGUGCGACUACCGGAGGGGGAAACACCACGCAGAGGAUCAGAAUCUCAGCGAUUUCUGAGCUGAAAGAAUUCUCAGGGAAGGAUCGGGAAGAAGACAAAGCACGGACCUAG